AUGGCUAUGGCGUCGACUUCACAUGUUGAAGAAGCCGUGGUUGAAGAUCAUGAAGAAGAUGAUGGACCAUUACUUAUUGCAAAACUUGAAGGUCAAGGAAUUACUAGUGGAGAUAUUAAAAAACUUCAAGAAGCUGGAUACCACACAAUAGAAUCUAUUGCUUUUGCGACAAAAAAACAUCUCAUUACCAUUAAGGGCAUAAGUGAAGCAAAAGCUGAUAAAAUAUUGGCUGAAGCAUCAAAAAUGGUCCCACUCGGUUUUACUUCUGCUACAAUAUUUCAUCUAAAGAGAUCUGAAAUCAUUCAAUUGACUACUGGUUCAAAAGAAUUAGACCGUUUAUUAGGUGGUGGCAUUGAGACUGGUUCAAUCACAGAAAUAUUUGGGGAGUUUAGAACUGGUAAAACACAACUGUGCCAUACUUUGGCUGUAACUUGUCAGCUACCUAUUGGUCAAAAUGGAGGAGAAGGAAAAUGCCUCUAUAUUGACACUGAGGGUACAUUCCGGCCAGAACGAUUGCUUUCAGUAGCUGAAAGAUAUCAGUUGGUAGGAAGUGAUGUACUUGAUAAUAUUGCUUGUGCCAGAGCAUAUAAUACAGAUCAUCAAACACAAUUAUUAUUGCAAGCUGGAGCUAUGAUGGCUGAAUCUAGGUAUGCAUUAUUGAUUGUGGAUAGUGCCAUGGCUUUAUAUAGAACAGAUUAUUCUGGUAGAGGUGAAUUAUCUGCUAGACAGAAUCAUUUGGCCAGAUUUCUCAGAAUGUUAUUACGUCUUGCAGAUGAGUUUGGGGUUGCUGUAGUAAUAACUAAUCAAGUAGUUGCUCAAGUGGAUGGUGCUUCUAUGUUUGCGGCAGAUCCAAAAAAACCGGUUGGUGGAAAUAUAAUGGCUCAUGCGUCUACUACUAGAUUGUACUUGCGUAAAGGCAGAGGUGAAACAAGAAUUUGCAAGAUAUAUGAUUCUCCUUGCUUACCGGAGUCUGAAGCAAUGUUUGCUAUUAAUGCUGAUGGAAUUGGAGACGCAAAAGAGUAA
Messenger RNA from Macrosiphum euphorbiae (potato aphid), 1023 nucleotides. Lineage: Eukaryota; Metazoa; Arthropoda; Insecta; Hemiptera; Aphididae. The record is from the annotation of a GenBank genome assembly.